AUGAGUGUUUCCAUAAUUUUCAUCAUAGUUACCUUAAUUGAUACUUCGAAUACUUAAUGGACAUCCCGAUACUCUAAUUUAUAUAGAGAUGUAAAGUUUACUGAAUUAAAUUCAGCGGAUUACUUAAUAUUUUAGGAUAAAUCAGCAAAUUUUAUAACUUGCACCACACCACCAAUAAGCUAUUUUACUCUCAAUAGUACAUAUCCAUCAGCUUACGAUUAUAUAGCAUCUUAUAAUAAUAAUACAUUUUUUUCAGUGGAUUUAUAUUUUCAAGGUACAUGGACAUCUCAAAUUGUUAAUAUUACGGUAUACUAAUUUUCAUACCUAUAUAAUUACACUUCCCCUACAAAUUACUCUAUGCAAACUGGAUUUUGUGAUGACAUUGCUUAUGAAGUUAGAACCAUUAAUUUUCUAAUUCAACAAAAUAUAACUCAAGAUUAUCUCAACUUUAAAUCAUUAAAUACAAAUGAUGGAUAAGUUUCAAUUAGAAAUAUUUAUAUUUCAUAACUUGUAUGUUACCCAUCAUGUAAAUAAUGCACCGGGCCAAAAUCAAAUCAAUGUACAAGCUGUUAUUAUGGAUUACCUACAAACAAUAUUUGUCCACCUUGUCCAUCAAAUUAAUAUUAUGAGAAAUUUUUUGGAUGUAGAGAUAUUUGUAGUAUAUAUAGUCCAUUAUACUCUAAUGGAUUUUGUUAAUCCUUUCCAAGUAUUUAAUUUUAAAAUAUCAUAGGUUAUUCAUAGAGUUUUAUUAGUGAGUAUAAUACUUAAUUUUUGUUUAAUAUAUAUGACCCUUUAUAUGUAGAUACAUCUCCAAAUUUAAUUAGUUAUUAUUAUAAUAUUUACGGAGUUUUCAAGUUUAAUUCUGGUAUCUCUAGAUUUAUUUAAACUUUAUUCGCCUAUUCCAAUUCUUUAUACUAAUGUGGAUUUAAUAUUAGAAUAACAACUUUUAAUGAUAUUCCACUUGAUUGUGGUAUUUAGUUUUUGAUUAAUAAUACUUAUAUUGGCUCAAUUUAUAGAAAUGGCUCAGGGAUUUAAACACAUAAAAUGAAAAUUUAUUCAAUUACAAGCUAGAGCACAUAUUUAAAUUAUACUUUAAAUAAGUAUUACUCUUUAAUUACAUACGUUGACCUUCCUAAAUCUCCUUUUAUUUUUUCAGCAAAAGGAAAUUAUUCGUAAUAGAUUAAUUUUAUUAAAUUAGUGAUAACACUGCUGGUUGGGGAUUUUCAUAUCUCACAAUUACUUCAGGAUAUUGCCCUAUAUACUGUGAAUUUUGUGAGGUAUCAUUUAAAUGUAAAACUUGUUAAAGAGGAUAUUAUUUGUAUAUGGAUAAUACAUGCAUUGGAAGUUGUUCACAACCAUAUUAAAAAUUAAAUGGUUCUUAUUGUUUAAAUUUUUAAAAAGAAACACCUUGUAUCACUUUUUUUAUAAAUUUAGACUCUGAAUAUUUAAGUGAAGACUUUAUAAAUUUUGCACAUGAUCCUGAAUAAUAUCAAGAAUAUAAACUUAUCUCUUAAAAUGGAACAAAUUUUUUAAAAGGAUUAGAUAUAUUUUAUUCAAAUUUAUAUUGGGCUAAUCUCCUUUAAAAAAGAAUUUUUGGAGGUCCUCUUAUCUGGGCUCAAGCUAAAUUUUAAAGAACUCAUAAUGUAGAUGACCCACAUCAUAGUAUCACUAUAGCAUUCUAUAUCCUUUUUGGACCAGAAUUUCCUUCAGAUGGCUAGUUUAUAUAUACAAUUGAAAAUAAUCCAUCUGUCUCUUUAUCAACAUAAAAUUUUAAUAAUUCAUAUUCUAAUGGAGUAAAAUGGGGUAAAGUAUAUGAAAGAAUAAAUCAUAAUACAAGUACAUUAAUAAUAAAUUGGGAAUGCUUUGGACCUAAUAAUGAACCAGUUAAAGCUUAUUGCGGGUUUUACAAUUAUUAUAUAGUUGUUCACAAAUGCUAACCUUACUGUUUAGAAUGCUCAAAUGAAACUACAUGCUUAUAAUGGAACAGUGAUUAUGAUGAAAAUAUUGUUAAAUUCUCAUAAGAAGAGUGUUAAAAUAAUUAUUAUUUUGAUAAAGAUUCCUAUAGAUGUUUGAAUUGUCCAUAAUCUUGUUUAACAUGUACAUCUAAAAUAGAUUGUUAAACAUGCUAAUCUACUUAUAUUUAAACUAAAUUAGGUUGUGUUUGCAAAUUGAAUCAAUAUGAAGAUUCAAAUCAAUGUUUUGAUUGCCCUAUUGAAUGUAACUAAUGCUUAAGUUCAACUAAUUGUAUAGAGUGUUUAAUUACAAAUAAUAGACAACUAAAAAAUCAAUAAUGUGUUUGUAUUGAUGGAUACUAUCCAGUUUAAUCGAAUCCUUAAUGUAAAAAAUGUCAUUUAUUUUGUAAAACUUGCAAAGGACCAACUUCUGAUGAUUGCUUAACUUGCAAUAAUAUUGUUAAUAUUGAAAAUGUUGGAACAAUAUGUAGAUGCUAACCAGGAUCAUUUUAUUAGGCAUAAAUUAAUUCAUGCUCAUAAUGCCAUUCAUCUUGUAAAACCUGUUUUCAAGGUACAGACAAUAGCUGUAUAACAUGUGAUAGUACUUUAAAUAGAAUAUUAAAAGGAUUAAAAUGUUCAUGUGCACCUGGUUAUCAUGAAUUAAAUAGUAUGUGUACUAGUAUUUAAAUAAUUAUUAAUUUUAGAUUGCCCAGACUUAGAAGAUGUUUUGUUACCAUCAUGUUACAAAUUGUGUAUUAAUAAUCAAUAUUUAUGGCAUACAAAUGUAUGUAAUUCUUGCAACACUGGAUUUGAAUUAAUUUCUGGAGAAUGUCAACCUAUUUGUGGAGAUUUAUAAAUAUUGGGUUAUGAAUAAUGCGAAGAUAAUAAUACUAUUCUAGACGAUUUAUGUUAUAAUUGUUAAUUUUAAUGCCCCAUCCAUUGUUUAACUUGUGAUGAAUCAACCCAUAUACCAUGUCCUGAUGUUUGUGGAGAUGGCUUGAUCACUGGAAUGGAGGAAUGUGAAGAUGGUAACAAUAUUGAAUAUGAUGGAUGUUUUGAUUGUAAAUAUUAAUGUUAACCUCAAUGUACAAAAUGCAUUAAAGGAGAGUGUUUUGAAUGUAAUACUGGUGGGUGGUAAGUUGAUACAGCAGUUCAACCGUGGAUUUGUUAAGAAAGAUGCGGAGAUUAGAUAGUAGUUGGAUCAGAAUAAUGUGAUGAUGGUAAUACAUCUGAUACAGAUGGAUGCAAAGAUUGUAAAUAUUUCUGUAGAAUUGGAUGUUCUUCUUGUGAUUAUACGACUAAUACUUGUUUAAGUUGUGAAUUGCCUGGAUUUGUUCCAGAGAAGUAUUAUUGUAGAAAUAUUUGUGGAGAUGGAUUAAUUGUAACAGAUCCAUAUGGGUUCUAUUCAGAAUAAUGUGAAGAUGCAAAUAAAGUCAAUAAUGAUGGAUGCAAUAAUUAAUGUAAAUUUUAAUGUUAACCAUCAUCAAUAUGCAAGAGUUGUAUUGAUAAUAGAUGUGAAGAAUGUGCCUAAGGAUAUCUGCUAUCUAAUUAAAAAAUAUGUAUUUCAAUUUGUGGAGAUUAAAUAAAAGUGCCGGAUGAAUAAUGUGAGGAUGGAUUAAUAUUACCCUAUAAAGGCUGUUAAAAUUGCAAGGCAAAAUGUUAAUCCUCUUGCAUUAAUUGUGAUAAUAAGGGUCUGGGUUGCUUGGAUUGUAAAACAGGUUACUAAACAAUUGAUAAUUAAUGUUAUUCAAUUUGUGGAGACUAAAUAAUAACUGAGGAUGAAGAGUGUGAUGAUGGGAACCUAAUAUUUGGAGAUGGUUGUCAUUAAUGUUCUUUUAGUUGCCCUAUUUCAUGUUCAAAUUGUUAUAAGGGUGUUUGUCAUGAUUGUCAAGAAGGUUAUUAGUUUUUUAAGUAUGCCUGCUUUGAAAUUUAUGAUUCAUAUCGUGAUCCAAGAUGUAAUUCUGAAUGUUUGAACUGUAGUAAACCAUCUUCUUUGUUCAAUGAUAAUACAAGCUAGGGUUGUUAAGUAUGUAAAAAUGGAUUUUUAAAUAUUAAAAAUACAUGCUAUCCUAUUUGUGGAGAUAAAUUAAUUGUUGCUGAUGAAGAAUGUGAUGAUGGUAAUUUAAUAUUUGAGGAUGGUUGUCAUGCAUGUUCAUAAAUAUGUCCUAGCACUUGUUAAAAAUGUUUAGAGGGAUUUUGUCAAAGCUGCCUAGAAGAUCAAUUUUUAUAUAAGAAUUAAUGUUUUAACUUACAAGAAAAUCCUAAUCUAAAGGAAUCCACUAAUUUUUAAUUUUCAGCUUUAAAAAUAACUUAAUCCUUUAAAGCUAUAUCUGUUGAAACUAGUUAAAUUCAAAUCAAAAUCUUUGAGUUUCAUUAAUAAGUUUAUGAUCAAGUUGGGUAUAAGGUAGAAGUUAUAGAUGAAAGUUUCUAGUAUGUAAGCAUUGAAAUCAAUAUCCAAUGCUAAAAGAAUAAAAAAGUUAGGAGCCAGUUUAUUAAUUCUAAUUAUAAGAAAGGAAAUCUAAAUCGAGAAAAAAUAAUAUUUUAUUAAUGUCAUCAAAGAGUUGAUCAUUUAAUAGUAUAUUCUUUUAAGUUAAAUAAAAUAGUGUUGAAAGAUGAAAUAAUUCUAAUACAAAUUUUUAAAGACGAGUUGAAAUUAUCUGCUUUAUUUGAACAGUCUCCAUUAAAGCUGUUAUAGAUCAGAUUUGUUGAUGUUUGA
This is a messenger RNA of Paramecium sonneborni, 4668 nucleotides long. Lineage: Eukaryota; Ciliophora; Oligohymenophorea; Peniculida; Parameciidae. The record is from the annotation of a GenBank genome assembly.